Ostrea edulis (European flat oyster) is the source of this 2233-nucleotide messenger RNA. RefSeq lists its product as uncharacterized. The coding region runs from base 280 to 1875 and encodes 531 amino acids. The record is from RefSeq and is a predicted model, not a curated record. The transcript is spliced from 9 exons. Lineage: Eukaryota; Metazoa; Mollusca; Bivalvia; Ostreida; Ostreidae.
AGUAUAAAUCGUGACAUUAUGACAGACCUCGAUAUAUACACCUGUUGGGGUUUUUUUGUUUUUGUUUUUUGUUUUUUGUUUUGUUUUGUUUUUUGUUUUUUGUCUGCAGUGCUACAUAAAAAGAGAUUCGGAAUAUCCUAAAUGUCUGUACCCAAAAUCUUAGAUCCAUUCCCUUUAAUUUAAGAUCUGCUAUUGUGUAAACAAAGUCUUUCAUAAAUAUUGUGCAAACAAAGUCUUUCAGGCCAUAACGCAAGAACUGAGGAACAGGAGAAACUUAACAUGGACCGUGUAUGUAUGCUACGUGCACUAGCCUUUUGUACCAGUAUAUAUCUCGUCGUCAGCUCUCCUUGUUCGUCAGAAAAUGUGGACCUUUCAGACUGUCUGUCUCAUAUCGUCAGGAAUGCAAAGAACGAUUCUCGGUUCUGGUUUGGGAGUAGCUACUUUGCCCGAUGUCCCAACCCUUAUUCCUCACCGGACUGCAUCAACCUGUUCCCCUACAGGGCAUACAGUCUCGUCUCCCGUAUUUUUGGAACCGACUAUAUAUUCCAAGAAUCUCUGGUGACCAAGUAUGUGAAUGUGACAUUUGACACAGGAACAGGGUCAUACAGUGGGUGUGGAAACGUCUGGUCAGUUACGGAGAGCCGGAAAAUUGAAUUGGACCCGACACAGCCCAUGAUCUAUAAGCCUUGGAGUGUCCGAAAUCGACCAACUAUGACGUGGUUAGCAGAUCAGAACGAAUUGUACACAAUGAUUGUUUUUGAUGCGGGUGUAUUGAUUAAUCAUGGAAUAUUUCUAAACAUUCCCGGAAAUGACGUCAACAGAUCAGAGAUUUUCAAAGACUAUUCUGGUCCUCUACCAUCCUCGCCCACUGCUAACGUAUUCGCCUUCCUGCUAUUUCGACAGUCCGGGCGGAUCAAUCUAUCAGAGGAGUGGACACAGAAACUGAGCAAUUCUCUAACAAAUAUGACAUCUUUGUCGUAUACAAUGAGAGGCGCAGUGGAGUACCUGAAUCUCACAGGUCCUGUUGGGAUGAAUUGGAUGGAGGCCAAUAUGGAUCCAUACUCCAUACAGAGCAUGGCAAACUUUAGAAUCGUCUAUAACUGUCCCUACCUCAUAUCGGAAGCCAUCGGAAGCCACAACAGAACCUUUAUUCCUGACAACAUCGUGCUAACAGUCAAUGUUGACGUCACGUUUUCACCAAGCGCCCUUUCCUUUUCAUCCUGCUGCGCCGUGUAUUCAAUGCCAUCUAGGGUAGUUCGGCUGAAUCCACUGGGGAGUGGUAAGGUCGACUCGUGGGAUGUUCGCUCCGAUGCCGAUCCCAUUCCUGACUUCACAGCUCUGGGCUUUUAUACCCAGAUUAAAAACUUUACUGGCAAAACAUUCACACUCCUUUGUGUAGAUCCAGAUGUUCCAAAUCACACGGCAGGGACUCGGGAGAGCCCGCUACUUCAUUGGAUGGUUGUGAACAUCCCUGAGGGUAGAAUGGCGGAGGGGGACAAUGUGAUGUCCUACAGAGGGCCCCAGCCUCCCGACACUGCCCACUACUAUUACUUUCUGUUGUACGAACAAACUAAUGUCAUCAAUACCAAUGACACUGAAACUUACACCACUCCCCCCGGAUCCAGAUUUUUGUUUGACAUAUCCAACUUUGUAUCUGACAAUUCCCUGAGUUUGGUAGGCGUGACUUGGUUCAUAGCUGAGCCCGAUGAGUUUACGCGGUACCUCUAUUCAACAUCUGGCGGGAACGUGACGUCACUGUGUGCUGGACAACCCAACUUUGAAUCUCCAUGUCCCACUUCUGGAUUCGCCGUCUGGCGCUUAACUUUGUUGGAGAUUGUUUUAUUUACUACUAUCUGCAUCUUGUUCUCAUCAUAAACCAAUUCUAAGUCAUUUACCAAUGACCGUCUCUCAUUUAUAUUGGACAUGCAAUAUUAUUCAAGAAAUGCUUUAAUAUUACAUUACAGACUAGUUUGAUGCAGAAAUAGAUAUUUCGCAAACGCACAUUCUUUCUUAUGAGAUUUUUUUUCCUGUGAGGGCUUGAACGAAGCGACAUUAUUCUGAAUGACAUACACUUUUUGUAAGAUUGAUUAUUUUGAUAUAUUUACAUUCAUUUUGUGUUCUAUUGAAAUCCAUUGCUUGUCAUUUGCAACAAUGAAGAUAUUUUGUUUCAAUCUAUGGUAGUUAGAUCUGUAUUUCUAGUAUGAAUAUGAAUUAUACAUUAUACUACCCACUU